This is a messenger RNA of Asterias rubens (European starfish), 3800 nucleotides long. Its product is annotated as synaptonemal complex protein 1-like. Gene Ontology annotation, cellular component: synaptonemal complex. The transcript is spliced from 23 exons. Gene Ontology annotation, biological process: synaptonemal complex assembly. The coding region runs from base 144 to 3263 and encodes 1039 amino acids. NCBI's taxonomy places the organism in Eukaryota, Metazoa, Echinodermata, Asteroidea, Forcipulatida, Asteriidae. The record is from RefSeq and is a predicted model, not a curated record.
CGUCUGCUGAAACAAUCAUGGCGCUGGUGACUGACAUCAAACUGAAAUUCAUAAACUAACUAUAAAGAGGAAAAUCCGGCCACAAUCUCCUAUGUAUUUGUUUGAUAUGAUGAAAGAUUAGCACUGCAUAACUAAGGAACAAGAUGCUAUCCCAAAGGCAGGAAGAAGAGCAGGCGAACAGUCAGCCAUUCUUCAAACCAUCCUCUCAAAGUCAAAAUGCAUCACAUAGUUUCUUCAUAUUCGGUGACAGAGAAAGUAAAACAGAAACUACAAGAAGUAAUACUUCUUCAAUAUUCCAGGACACUCAGCCACAGCAAGCCAGUUCGGUCAGCACACAUCCACUACAAAUAGCGUCAAAUCUAAACCAAGCAACUGCUUCCAUGCCUGAACAACCGUUUCUCCAGCAGCAGCAAAAGUCUUCUACUUUGCAGCUUGACAGCAUGUCUGAGGGGUCAGAUCGUCUGAGCAUGAUACAUACCCGCCUGCACCAUGAAGCAGACAAAAUCCGGAGUUGGAAGGUUCAAACUGAGAUGGAAUUGAAGCAGAGGGAGAAAAAUCUUCAAGAUUCCCAGCUCACAAUAGAUUCACAGAAGAAAUCAAUUCUUGAGUUGCAGCUUCAAAAUGAAAACCUCAGCAGAAAACUCAAAGAGGAAAUGGACAACCGAACAGACAUAUCAGAAAGGAUUGAAUCAACAAGAGAUAUGUGCAACUUAUUGAAGGAUUAUACAAGCAAGUUUCAGGAGAGGAUGACUCUAUGUGAAAAUGACAGAGAUGAACUCAAAGCAAUUGAAAAACAGCACAUGGAAGAUACAGAGGAAUUAGGAGACAUGUUCAAGGAUCUAAGUCUCCUUCAUACUAACAAGGUGAACGACCUCAUUCUUACAUUGGAAACUGAAAAAAACUCUAACUUGAAGAACAACGAGCAACUAAUCAGUCAACUUAGAGAAAUACAACUUAAGCUCAAGGAUCUUGAAAAAGAACUGAAUGAAAAAGAAAAUGACAUCAGUCAACUGACGCUCAAGAAGCAAGAAGUAGCUCUACAACUGACAAGACUGCAGGAAGAAAAUUCUUCUCUGCAGAACACUUUGACUGAAGCACUUGGUAAAAUUCAAACCCAAGUGAACAAUUUGGAGCAAGCUGAUCAAGACAAACAAGGACUACAAAGGGACAAGAACACUUUGACCUCAGAAAAGCUGGAGCUUCAGCAGGCUCUACAACGCCAAAACAAACACACUGAGGACCUCAAGCAGAACAUCCAGGACUUGAAGGAACACAUCCAUGAAAUCACCACUGACAAGGAGAAACUCUCCAAUGAGAUUCAGAGUCUCAGACAAAAUCUGGAGAUUAAAGUGAGUGAAACAGAUACAUUGAAAGAUGAACUCAAAGUGGUCCUUGAGAGAGAGCAGGCGUCAUACGACAAAGUGGACUCCAUCAAGAAAGAGAAGGAAGCCGAACGAGCUGAAAACAUUAAUCUGUCUGAGCUUCUGAAGACCUCUCAGGAUAAAACCAACUCCCUGGAAUCUCAGCUUCAAGCAAAAGGAGAGGAGUUGAACAAGCUAAACAAUGAACUUGAGACUUUGCAGAAGACGUCUGAGCAGGAAAAACUGGACCUUGAAGCUGCUGUUGAAAAAUCUGAGAAGCUGGAGGAAGAGAUUAAUAAUCUCAGAGAAUUGCAAACGGAACAAGAUAUGACUUCAGUUCAAACGUUACAAGAAGAAAAGGCCAAAUCUGACACCUUAAACAAGGAUCUUGCUGCUUUGAACAAGCAGUCAACCAGCCUGGAGACCAAGAACAAGAACCUGCAUACCCAACUCACCACCAAGACAAAGCAGUUAAAAGAUCUUCAACAAGAAAUGAAAACACUGAAAGGAAAUCUGACAAAACAAACCAAGCUUGCCACAUCUGCGGAAACUCAGAUAUCUGAGGCUACAGAAGAAAUAGAGAAGAAAACAACCGAACUUGAAGUAAUAUCAACAAAGUUGACUGAGGCACAGAAGGAAGCAUCCGAUAAGACUAAUCUCCUAGAGGACAAGACUAAUCUCCUACAAACUCUGGAGGCAGAAACAGAGACAUUGAGAAAGAAAACAGAAACUGCGACCAAAGAGCAUGGUGAUGCGAAACAAGCCUGCGAGCUACAAAUGAUUGAAGUCAGCGCAACAUUGGAUAAAUACAAGGCUGAGAAUGAGAGAAUGGUUGCACAGAAGGACAAGGAGAUCAAACAGCUGCAGAAGGAUAUGGAGCAACAGAAACAGAAUAAAGUUAUGGAGGAGGAGCAAAUGACUACUUUCACCAAGGAAGUACAAGGAUUGAAAGAAAAGCUAGUGGAAGCACAGACUGAGAGAGAUGAAGCCAAGAAACAGAUGAGCAGCCACAGUGAAAGCCUAAUGAUAAUGAAAAAGAACCUCAAAGAAAAGGAGGAUGAGCUGAAAAAGCUUCAGAGUGCCACUAGUCUCGCUAUGAGUGAACCAAUGACUGGUGUCAGCCCUAUUGCUCCUAAGCAAAACACCCCAUUGCCUCGACAUUCUACCCCCAAACAUCCUGCCAGCAUAUCUCACACUCCUAAAACUCCUCUGACAGCAGACAAACCCUUGAUGGUUACCCCUUGCAUGAAGACACCGCAGAGGCACAGCAUCUUGAAGCAAACUGAAAGUGUACCCAGGAAAAGACACGUGGUUUUUGUUUCUGAAGAAGAAGAAGACAGUGCCGAUGGUUCCAUGUCAGACUCUUCUAGCUCACAACUAAUGGAAAUAGAGUUAAGUGAAGUAGAAAGACGGCUCGUGACUUCAUCAAGCAAGAGACCAAGUCAGUCUGUCCAGCCACUUCAUGUAACUCCUUCCAGGAAAGGCCAAAGUCCACAAUUUACCAAGACAGCAUCGGCAUCAAAGACCACUCCUACCAGACCUCCUCCGAGACAAAACCAAUAUUCACAAAAAAGCAAAUCUCAUCUCAAACACAAAAAGAUGAGAGCUCAGGCAGAUACUCCCACUGAAAUGACGCAAGCUGAAGUGAAGCGCUUCAAAGAGCUGUACCCAGAGGAGGUCCAUAAUGACGCCUUGCAUCCAAGCAGCAAGACAAAGCCAAAGAAAAAGACGUCAUCAGCAUCUGACAACACUCGCAAGGCUCCGAACCGCAUCUUCAAGGUGAAAGGAGUUAAAGACUCCUCCAGAGGUAGUAGUAAGAAAGAUAAAACUGCUAGCAAAGCCAAUAAAGAAGUAGACCUGUCUUGGUUUGAUUCAGAUUCGGUGUAUGGAUUCUUUGAUUAAACACUGAUCGAUGUGUGACCAUAUGGACCUUAUGCAUUUACGUCAUACACAGGCAUGAUAUAUUCUUCUUUACUUUAGACCAUUUUCCGAUUUUUGUUGCCCGUGAAAAAAUCAGAAAAAGUUGUUAUUUAUAAGACCUAAAAAGGUUAUUACAGCCCAUGUCUGGAUGUAGGUCAGCCCUUGUAAAGAUUUUCCUAUUUUUUUCCUUGGACCAAAUACCAUGCCUGCACACAAGCCGCCAUUAUAGAGGUAAACCGAAGUUAAUCCAAUGGAAGCACACAGAAUUGUAAGUGCAGCGCACGUGAUUGGCAAAUAAACAAUGUCCUUUUGACCUGUUGGCAAGGGCGCUCUACUCAAAUGAUGUCAUAAGGUCUAUUAAUUUGUAAGGUUAAAUUGGAAAUGCGUUCUUGAGUGAAAGUGCUGUAAAACCUGUGAUGCACAAAAGUCUUCUCAAAUGAGAUCUAGAUACAGCUUAUUGAGAGUAAACUUAUUUAAGGAUUGUAUUACUUAAUUUUUAAAGAAGAUUUUAUGUUUGUU